Cuscuta campestris is the source of this 5191-nucleotide messenger RNA. The record is from the annotation of a GenBank genome assembly. Lineage: Eukaryota; Viridiplantae; Streptophyta; Magnoliopsida; Solanales; Convolvulaceae.
CAAUGUCUGUCAUUCUCUCCUCAACAAAAUCCACCAAAGGAGUGAGUGAAGGAAGACUCAGAUCUUAAGGGGCAGAAGGGUGGGUGUUGAUAAAGGGGGCUAAAAAUGGCUUUGAAGCCACUGGAAUGGUAUUGUCAGCCAGUGAAGAAUGGGGUAUGGUCAAAGGCUGUGGAGAAUGCUUUCGGAGCUUAUACCCCGUGUGCGACGGACUCUUUAGUGAUAUCUGUUUCUCAUCUUGUGAUUUUGGUACUAUGCCUGUACCGGAUAUGGAGGACAACAAAGGAUUUCACAGUCCAGAGAUUUUGUCUCAAGUCUAAAUACUAUAACUAUGUGUUGGGUUUGCUGGCGGCUUAUUGCACGUGCGAGCCCUUAUAUAGAUUGAUCAUGGGAAUCUCAAUAUUGAAUGUCGAUGGAGAGCAUGGUAUUGCUCCGUACGAGAUGACUUCCUUAAUCGUUGAAGCUCUUGCAUGGUUCUCAAUGGUGGUGAUGAUUGGCCUAGAAACAAAAAUCUACAUCCGAGAGCUUAGGUGGUCUGUUAGGUUUGGAGUAAUUUAUGCUUUAGUAGGGGAUGCUGUGAUGUACAACCUCAUAAUUUCUGUUGAGGAAUUUUACCAGAGGUCUGUACUGUAUUUGUAUGCUAGUGAGAUUGCUGUCCAGGCAUUGUUUGGAGUGCUCUUGCUCUUUUAUGCCCCUGAUUUGGAUCCUUAUCCGGGUUACUCUCCAUUGCAAACGGAAUCUAUUGAUAACACUGCAUAUGAAGAACUUCCUGAAGCAGAGCAGAUUUGUCCUGAGAGGCACUCCAACAUAUUGUCCAAAAUAACUUUUGCAUGGAUGAACCCUCUUAUGCAACUGGGUUAUAAGCGACCACUGACAGAAAGGGAUGUCUGGAAACUAGAUACAUGGGACAGGACAGAAACACUUUACGAUCAGUUUCAAAAAUGUUGGGCUGAAGAAUUUCGAAAGCCUCAACCAUGGCUUUUGAGAGCAUUAAACCGUAGCCUUGGGGGGAGGUUUUGGUGGGGAGGGUUCUGGAAGGUUUUCAAUGAUCUCUCCCAGUUUGUUGGGCCACUUGUUCUGAACCAACUUUUACAGUCAAUGCAACGAGGAGAUCCAGCAUGGAUAGGCUACAUCUAUGCAGUCGCAAUUUUCCUUGGAGUGGUAAUUGGUGUGCUGUGUGAAGCUCAAUAUUUUCAGAAUGUCAUGCGUGUUGGUUAUCGUCUGCGUUCAACUCUGGUUGCUGCAGUUUUUCGUAAGUCCCUGAGGCUAACCCAUGAGAGUCGAAAAAAGUUUGCAACUGGAAAGAUAACCAACUUAAUGACAACUGAUGCUGAAUCUCUUCAGCAAGUAUGCCAAUCUCUCCACACUUUAUGGUCAGCUCCUUUUCGGAUAGUUACUUCCUUGGUGCUUCUAUAUGCAGAGUUGGGGGUCGCUUCCCUGCUUGGAGCUCUUAUGCUUGCUCUCAUGUUCCCCAUUCAGACUUUGGUCAUAAGUAAGAUGCAGAGAAUGACUCAAGAAGGACUACAACGGACAGAUAAGAGAAUUGGGCUCAUGAAUGAAAUACUUGCUGCAAUGGAUACAGUCAAAUGCUAUGCAUGGGAGGAUAGUUUCCGAUCGAAGGUUCAGGGAGUUCGGAAUGAGGAACUGCAUUGGUUUCGUCAGGCACAGAUGCUAGGAGCAUUGAACAUGUUCACUUUAAACAGUAUUCCAGUUCUUGUGAUCGUGUUAUCAUUCGGGAUGUUUACUUUACUUGGAGGGGAUCUAACACCGGCAAGGGCAUUUACAUCUCUCUCCUUGUUUGCAGUGCUGCGAUUUCCGUUGUUCAUGCUGCCUAAUGUUAUAACCCAGGUGGUUAAUGCAAAUGUAUCCUUGAAACGUUUGGAGGAGCUUCUCCUGGCUGAAGAUAGAGUUUUGCUCCCCAACCCACCUAUUGAGCCUGGACUUCCAGCCAUCUCUAUGAAGAACGGUAGUUUUUCAUGGGAAUCAACGGCGGAGAAACCAACGUUAUCCAAUAUAAAUUUGGACAUUCCAAUUGGUAGCUUAGUGGCAGUUGUUGGGGGCACUGGAGAGGGAAAGACGUCCCUCAUCUCAGCAAUGCUUGGGGAGCUUCCUGCGGUUUCAGAUGCAAGUGUCCUCAUUAGAGGAACAGUUGCUUACGUACCACAAAUGUCUUGGAUUUUUAACGCAACAGUGCGUGAAAACAUACUUUUUGGCUCCCGAUUUGAACCUUCAAGAUAUGGAAGGGCAAUCAAUGUGACUGCAUUACAACAUGACCUUGAAUUGCUUUCUGGCGGUGAUCUUACUGAAAUCGGUGAAAGGGGAGUCAACAUCAGUGGAGGGCAGAAGCAAAGAGUAUCCAUGGCUAGAGCAGUUUAUUCUAAUUCUGAUGUUUACAUAUUUGAUGAUCCUUUAAGUGCACUCGAUGCUGAUGUGGGUCGUCAGGUUUUUGAGAAAUGCAUCAGGGGAGAAUUAAGAGGCAGGACCAGAGUUCUAGUUACAAACCAGCUGCACUUUCUUUCACAAGUAGACAGCAUUUUAGUGGUGCACAAUGGUACAGUUGAAGAGCAAGGUACCUUUGAAUAUCUGUCAAACAACGGAAAAAUAUUUCAGAAACUGAUGGAAAAUGCGGGGAAAAUGGAGGAAUAUGAAGAAGAAAAGGAAAAUGUUGAAAAGGUUGAUGACAAAAUCUCUAAGCCUGCUGUCAAUUGUGAGGCGUUUGGGUCAUCUGAAAAUGCUGGUGAAACAGAUAAAAAGAAGGAAGGGAAAUCUGUUCUUAUUAAACAGGAAGAGCGUGAAACAGGUGUCGUGAGCUGGAAUGUUCUGACAAGGUACAAGAAUGCUUUGGGAGGUGCCUGGGCAGUAAUUUUAUUAUUAGUGUGCUAUGUGUUAACAGAAGUUUUUAGGAUUGCAAGCAGUUUGUGGUUAAGUUUUUGGACAGAUGAAAGCAAUUCAACCAAAUACAGUUCUGGAUUCUACAACCUGAUAUAUUCACUUCUGUCAUUUGCUCAAGUUUUGGCAACGCUCAUCAAUUCCUUUUGGUUGAUCACAACAAGCCUUUCUGCUGCCAAAAGGUUACAUGACGCUAUGUUGAAGUCCAUUUUGAGAUCUCCAAUGGUCUUCUUUCAUACAAACCCACUUGGAAGGAUUAUCAAUAGGUUUGCUAAGGACCUUGGUGACAUAGACCGCAAUGUUGCACCAUUUGCCAAUAUGUUUAUGGGCCAAAUUUCUCAACUCAUUUCAACAUUUGUGCUGAUUGGGUUGGUUAGCACAAUGUCUUUAUGGGUCAUACUGCCACUUCUGAUUAUGUUUUAUGACGCCUACUUGUAUUAUCAGAGCACUGCGCGUGAAGUGAAGCGUCUGGAUUCAAUCUCCAGAUCUCCUGUGUAUGCACAAUUUGGUGAAGCUCUCAAUGGUCUCCCAACGAUUCGUGCAUAUAAAGCUUACGACCGGAUGGCCACCAUUAACGGAAACGCUAUGGACAAUAACGUUAGAUACACUCUUGUGAAUAUGGGUGGAAACCGUUGGCUUGCUAUCCGUCUUGAAACUCUAGGAGGCAUUAUGAUUUGGCUCACUGCAACAUUUGCUGUGAUGCAGAAUGGAAGGGCAGAAAACCAGGAGGCUUUUGCCUCUACUAUGGGUUUACUUCUAAGUUAUGCCUUAAAUAUCACAUCCUUAUUAACAGCUGUACUGAGACUGGCAAGUCUGGCCGAAAAUAGUUUGAAUGCUGUGGAGCGAGUUGGGACAUACAUUGAUUUGCCUUCUGAAGGCCCCACCGUUAUUGAAAAUAAUCGUCCUCCUCCUGCAUGGCCUUCAGCAGGAUCUGUUAAUUUCGAAAGUGUUGUGUUACGUUACAGGGCAGAGCUACCUCCUGUUUUGCAUGGUAUAUCAUUUAAGAUCCGUCCCAGUGACAAGGUUGGAGUGGUUGGGAGAACAGGAGCUGGAAAAUCUAGCAUGUUUAAUGCUUUAUUCCGACUCGUGGAACUGGAAAGUGGAAAGAUUAUGAUAGAUGAUUAUGAUGUUUCAAAGUUUGGAUUAACAGACCUCCGGAAAGUUCUCGGAAUCAUACCUCAAUCACCUGUUCUUUUCUCAGGAACUGUGAGAUUCAAUCUUGAUCCAUUCAAUGAACACAAUGAUGCUGAUCUAUGGGAAGCUUUAGAAAGGGCACAUCUUAAAGAAGUCAUCAGAAGGAGUUCUUUAGGUCUAGACACUGAGGUAUCAGAGGCUGGGGAAAAUUUUAGUGUAGGACAGAGGCAACUAUUAAGUCUUGCUCGAGCAUUGCUUCGCCGAUCAAAGAUUCUUGUUUUGGAUGAAGCCACUGCUGCUGUUGAUGUCAGAACUGAUGCCCUUAUCCAGAAAACUAUAAGAGAAGAAUUCAAGUCAUGCACCAUGCUUAUUAUCGCUCAUCGUUUGAACACAAUCAUUGAUUGUGACCGAAUUAUUCUGCUCGAUUCUGGCAAGGUCCUAGAAUAUGAUGCACCAGAGGCACUGCUACUGAAUGAAGAAAGCGCAUUUCACAGGAUGGUUCAGAGUACAGGCGCAGCUAAUGCAGAGUAUUUGCGAAGCUUAGUACUUGGGGUAGGAGAGAUCAAGCCGGAAGUUGAUAAGCAGCUAGAUGGGGUAAGGAGGGGGCUCGCCUCUUCUCGUUGGGCUGCUGCGGCACAAUAUGCACUUGGGGUUAGUCUCAGUUCAUCACAGAAUGACCUUAUCCAGCUGGAAAUUGAAGAUGACGUUCAUAUCCUCAACAAAACGAAGGACGCCGUGGUAACUUUGCAAGGUGUUUUGGAAGGGAAGCACAACAAUGAAAUUGAAGAGACGCUGGAUCGCUACCAGGUCUCCAAAGAUAGAUGGUGGUUUGCCUUAUACAGAGUGGUUGAAGGUCUUGCAGCAAUGAGUAGGCUGGCUCCAAACAGGCUUCAACAUUGCGAAUUCGAGUUCGAAGGGAAAUCAAUUGAUUGGGAUCAUGCUGCAUUGUAGGAGGAGGAGCCCAGUGCCAUACAUUGUUUAUUAAUUCUUACCUCUAAUUUUCAUACCACGCAAGUUAUUUUGCCUUUCAUCGAUACGUAGAAAGCUUUUUUUUUUAUAUACCACUUCAGAAGAUGUUGAUACUAGUGUUACUAAAACCGGUCCGAACCGGUCGAACCAAGAAUCGGUGGGCGUGCCGGUUUUCAAGCUUUAAUAACAUGGGUUGAUAAUA